AUGAACACAUUUUCCACAUUACCUGUCGAACUUGUUUAUCGUAUUAUGGAUCAUCAAAAUGAGCUGACGCUAUUUUGUUCAAUGCAAAAUAUUUGUCGACGACUCAAUCAAAUCCUGAGUACUUACCAGCGAUAUCAAAUACUUACCACCGUGGAGCUCCGAUCUAAGCAAAUCGGUACGCAAGAAACACAAAACAUUGCGAAUGCGUUGCGAAGAAAUACGACAGUCACCACACUACACCUCGGCAAUAACACAAUAGGUGCUGAAGGAGCACAGUACAUUGCGGAUGCGUUGCGGACGAAUACGACACUAACCAGAGUAUACCUAAACAUUAACGAAAUCGGUGAUGAAGGAGUGCAACACAUUGCUGAUGCACUGCGAACGAAUACGACACUAACCAAACUAUACAUCGGCUAUAACAGGAUAGGUGGUGAAGGAGCACAACACAUUGCAGAUGCAUUGCAAACAAAUAAGACACUCACCGAGCUAUACCUCCGCAGUAACGAAAUCGGCGAUGAAGGAACGCGACACAUUGCUGAUGCGUUGCGAACGAAUACGACACUCACCACACUACACCUCGGCUAUAACAGAAUAGGUGGUGAAGGAACGCGACACAUUGCGGAUGCGUUGCGAAUAAAUACGGCACUCACCACACUAUACCUCGGUAGUAACGAAAUCGGCGAUGAAGGAGCGCAAAACAUUGCGGAUGCGUUGCGAACGAAUACGACACUCACCACACUAGACCUUGGCUAUAACAGGAUAGGUGCUGAAGGAGCACAACACAUUGUCGAUGUACUGCGAACGAAUACGACACUAACCACACUAGGCCUCAGCGAUAACAGAAUCGGUGGUGAAGGCGCACAACACAUUGCGGAUGCAUUGCGAAGAAAUGCAAACUUCAAGCCGGUGUAG
Molecule: messenger RNA, 912 nt
Organism: Adineta ricciae
Lineage: Eukaryota; Metazoa; Rotifera; Eurotatoria; Adinetida; Adinetidae
Source: the annotation of a GenBank genome assembly